AUGCACGGCACGGAUGAUAGCGACCUGUGCGCAGACGGAUUCGACGACGUGCUCACAUUCUUUUCUGGAAUCAGCAGCACAACUAGUGAUGGCAGCAACCAUCGGUCGGUGCACUGGCCACAGGACAAGGCUAUAUCUGCUGCCACUAGCCCCUACUUCCAGAAGAAGCGACCAGCUGUGUCUGCUCAGCCUCCGAUGGCAAUCACCCUCAAACGAUCAAAGACCGGAUCACCGCCAUCCGGGGUACCUGCGUGGCCAGGCCAGAUUCCAGUAACUGCGCUGCCAGCCAAGUUUGCGGGCAAGACGCUCCUCAUGGAGAUCGCUGUUGCACGGCUCUUUGGCAGCCAAUCCUCCAAAUCCAUAGACAAGGUCCUAUACCUGGCGCCGUUGCGGGCGCUAUGUAUGGAGAGAUCCAGCGAGUGGACCAAGCGUCUGGUUGGCGGUGGCGACGAUUUCGGAUGA
Molecule: messenger RNA, 462 nt
Organism: Linderina pennispora
Lineage: Eukaryota; Fungi; Kickxellomycota; Kickxellomycetes; Kickxellales; Kickxellaceae
Exons: 4
Coding region: 1-462 (153 amino acids)
Source: RefSeq, a predicted model, not a curated record